AAACAUCGUCGACGGACAUCGCGGGCUCAGCUCAAGGUAUUGGAAAAGUCCUUUUCCGAGAACUCCAAGCCCAACGCUACUGUCCGCCGCAUCCUCGCACAGAAGCUUGACAUGACGCCUCGUGGUGUCCAAAUUUGGUUCCAAAACCGAAGAGCAAAAGCCAAG
This is a messenger RNA of Zychaea mexicana, 165 nucleotides long. RefSeq names its product homeobox domain-containing protein. Gene Ontology annotation, biological process: cell differentiation; regulation of transcription by RNA polymerase II. NCBI's taxonomy places the organism in Eukaryota, Fungi, Mucoromycota, Mucoromycetes, Mucorales, Lichtheimiaceae. Gene Ontology annotation, molecular function: RNA polymerase II cis-regulatory region sequence-specific DNA binding; DNA-binding transcription factor activity, RNA polymerase II-specific. The transcript has a single exon. The record is from RefSeq and is a predicted model, not a curated record. The annotation marks the transcript as partial.